AUGAGUGAAAGCAUAGCAAAUUCAGCAGGGCAACUAGCUGAUGCCACAGAAAGCGAGCUUGCGACCCCUGCCCAAGGAAUGAUUGUGAAAUUCCUAAUUGCGGCAAUUCUUACACUAUUCGCCUUCAUAUACUUUGACAAGACAUCAUCAUUGAACGGUCACACACCUGAGGAGAAUAAGAAGCUGAAUGAUGCCCCAGCAGAAAAGAAGGAGGAAGAUGAAAAAGAGUCAAUUGGUGCAAGAAUAGCCUCUGAACAUAAAAGAAAAUCGGUUAGAGGGGAAACAAGUGGUGCGAAAGGCAGGAAGGUGAUCCGGAAAAGAAAGGUUUAA
Brettanomyces bruxellensis is the source of this 330-nucleotide messenger RNA. RefSeq lists its product as uncharacterized. The record is from RefSeq and is a predicted model, not a curated record. The transcript has a single exon. Lineage: Eukaryota; Fungi; Ascomycota; Pichiomycetes; Pichiales; Pichiaceae. Bases 1 to 330 code for a protein of 109 amino acids.